Molecule: messenger RNA, 1716 nt
Organism: Peronospora belbahrii
Lineage: Eukaryota; Oomycota; Peronosporomycetes; Peronosporales; Peronosporaceae
Source: the annotation of a GenBank genome assembly
AUGAAAGAGCUGGAUGACUCGCUUUCACAGGCAUCGCAGGACCAGAGUCUGGCAGCCCACCAGGCGCUUGUGGAUUUAAAAAAAACCAAAAUGGCAACCAAACAGCUCUUUCAGAACAUUUAUGACAUUCAAAAAAAGGCGACGCAGUCAGAGGUUAUGGUAAAGACAAUAUGUCGCGACAUCAAACAGCUCGAUUACGCCAAGCGUAAUCUGCAAACUACGCUUACAGCGCUAAAGCGAUUACAUAUGCUGGUUAACGCAGUGGACCAGCUCGAGUUUAUGUCCUCGCAGCGCAACUACCUCGAGACUGCUUCCCUUCUUGAAGCAGUUAACCAAUUGUUUACACACUUUGAUGGCUAUACUAAUGUCAGCAAGAUUGUUGAACUUCAUAAAACAGUGCGCACGCUGCAGGAAAAGCUCAUAGGACAGGUCUUUGCUGACUUUUUAUCGAUUGGACCGUUGGAGUUGUUGGAAAAAAACUUUACAACAGAAGAAGAGCAGAGGGCUGUAUAUGCUAACCUUUCGGCGGCAUGUGCCAUUGUGGAUGCAUUAGGCAAAGCAACCCACAAAAAACUUAUCCAUUUGUUUUGUGAUGUGCAGUUGAUGUCGUAUGAGAGACAAUACGGCGAGGGUGGCGACAUUGGCAAAUGGCCAGACGAAUCUGUAUCCAAUUUUGCGAGCGUACGCGCGCACAUUUUGCUCGUUCAAAUUGGGGUGCAUACUCCGGACAAAAUGGACGUGACAUUAUUGCUUAAGCUGCUUCAGCGUACGAUCAUGUUUGAGUGCGACACAGCCCAGAGAAAAUAUUGGCGGAAAAGACGUGAAGCUAAAAUUAAGGCCCAAAAAGAAGAGAAUGAGGGAAAUGGCGCGUUCUCAGGCGACAAAAGCGAACGUCUCCCACCAAUUCGAGGAAUUGUCUCUCGUUUAUUUGAUCCAUCCAUGACAGCUUAUGUUGCGCUGGAGCGCAAGAAUAUGGAACAGAUGAUCAACGAAGUAAUGAGCACAGACCUUAUGGAACGAAAUGGCCAGCUGCCCGUAUUUUCGAGCUCGAUGAACAUGUUUGCCUACAUCCGCAAUUCAAUCAAGCGGUAUUCCUUGAGCAGUAGUGCAAGUACCAAGGUAAGGCUUUGCGACAAACAGGAAGAAGAGCUUUGUUUUGUGAUUAAUACAGCAGAGUACUGCGCUGAGACCUUUUCGUCUUUAGAAGAAUGCAUCGUGACUAGAUUGGAAACGCUGUUGGACGAUGAACUAGUGACACUUUACAAAGCAAAUUGGCGAGCAUGGGAUACUGUGGGUGACGAAAGCAUGUACUUGAUGCAAAUGGGUGAAAAGCUGCGGGCGUUUGUGCCGGUGCUGCGCCAAAUGCUGUCUAAAUUGUAUUUUACGAACUUUUGCGACAAAUUUGCUACCUCGUUUGUGCCUAAGAUCCUGCAGGCCGUAAUGAAGUGCCGAAAGGCAAAUCAGGUAGCAACUCAGCAGCUGCUACUUGAUGUGUACGCGCUCAAAACACUCUUCUUGCAAUUGCCAGUGCUCGACAAGAGUGUGUUUCCGUCCAAGUCGACGAGCACAGCAACAGUACCGUCGCGCUACACGAAAUUUGUCACUAACGAGAUCGCGAAGGUGGAAAACGUACUGAAGCUUAUUGGCACUCCAAACGAAAUGCUGGUCGAAAGUUUUAAGAUCAUGUGGCCGGACGGUAGUGCUGAAGAUUUUUAA